CUUCCGGCUAAACCGAAAGUCUGUACAGGGGAGCCAAACUGAACGGCCCCAAGGUGGCCACUUUCGGCCCCUCGGCCACGUCCCCGGCCUCACGCCCCAGGAAAGGCCCGGAGGCACCGCGCUGCCGGCCGCCGACCUCCUCUUCCAGGCGCUUCCGGGAGCUGCCGCCCUUUGCCCCCGGAAGUGGGCGAGAGAGGAAGCGGCUGGUGAUGCUGGAACAAACAUGGCCGUCCCGGCGCUAGUCGGCCCCUCGGGCUCCCGCUGUCCUCCGCUGGCCGCCGGCCUCCGGCUGUUCCCACUGCUAGCGCUGCUGCAGCUGCUGGUCCCGCCCGGCCUGGGCCGCGUCCACCACCUGGCGCUCAAGGACGAUGUGAGGCAUAAGGUUCAUCUGAACACCUUUGGAUUCUUCAAGGACGGGUACAUGGUGGUUAAUGUCAGUAGCCUUUCCGUGAAUGACCCUGCAAGAGCCACAGACAAGGACACGACUGUAAGUGCCUUCCUGGGAGGUCAAGAGCUUUACUCUUCUCUGUUGCUCAGAUGAGAGCUUCACCCCACA
Ailuropoda melanoleuca (giant panda) is the source of this 556-nucleotide messenger RNA. Its product is annotated as protein GPR107-like. NCBI's taxonomy places the organism in Eukaryota, Metazoa, Chordata, Mammalia, Carnivora, Ursidae. The record is from RefSeq and is a predicted model, not a curated record. Bases 224 to 541 code for a protein of 105 amino acids. The transcript has 2 exons.